AUGCGAGUUUUUGUUACCGGUGCUACGGGCUUUAUUGGCCAAGCAGUUGUUCAGGAGCUCCUUGACGCAGGCCAUGGAGUCAUUGGACUCGCUCGCUCCGAGAAAUCGGCUACCGCGCUGCAGGCGAAGGGUGCCGAUGUAAUCCGCGGAUCUCUCGAAGACAUCGAAAGUCUCAAGCGUGGGGCAAGAGAAGCUGAUGGAGUCAUCAAUCUGGCCUUCAAUCAUGACUUUACCAAAUAUGAAGAAAAUACCAACGCCGAGUAUGCAGCGGUUCAGGCCAUCGGCGCUUCUCUGGUCGGAACCAACAAACCUUUCGUUAUCACCAUGGGUACCUUAGUCUUGCCGAAGGGCAAAUCGGGUGUGGAGGAUUCGGUAAUUGAUUACGAUGAUCCUUUUAACGUGCGUGCUAAAAGUGAGAAGGAGGUGGAUAUUCUUGCAGCUCAGGGUGUACGCGCCUCGGUCGUCCGGCUUUCGCCAACUGUGCACGGCUCUGGGGAUUUCGCGUUUAUCCAUAUGCUUUCCCAGAUUGCGCGUGAAAAUGGCGAGUCUGCCUAUAUUGGCAAUGGGCUCAACCGUUGGCCAGCUGUUCAUCGCCUUGAUGCGGCACGUCUAUAUCGCCUAGCUGUUGAGAAGGGUGUUGCAGGGGCGCGGUAUCAUGCGACUGCGGAAGAGGGUAUCCCAUUCAAGGAUAUUGCGGAAGCUCUAGGUCAAAGCUUGGAUCUCCCAGUAGUGUCGAAGACACCCGAAGAGGCUCCAGCAUACUUCAAAGGCUUUAUGGCACCCCUUGCUGGUGUGGAUAAUCCUACUUCUAGCAAGAAAACCCAGGAAACACUCGGAUGGAAGCCUUCCGGAUCGACCCUUCUGGAAGACAUCAAGUCAGGACUCUACAAGAGUGAAAUAAGCGCAACUCUUUCCGUGUAA
This is a messenger RNA of Penicillium waksmanii, 921 nucleotides long. Its product is annotated as SDR family oxidoreductase. Bases 1 to 921 code for a protein of 306 amino acids. Lineage: Eukaryota; Fungi; Ascomycota; Eurotiomycetes; Eurotiales; Aspergillaceae. The transcript has a single exon. The record is from RefSeq and is a predicted model, not a curated record.